AUGGACUUCGCACAUUUGCCACCGAUAACAUGGACUUCGCUUAAUUGCCACGGACAACAUUUGGCACCUUGUUUUCUUACCAUUUUGGACUCUUGUACCCCUGGCCUUUCUUCAUACGCAGUUGGCGCGCCCUCCUGCUUCCGUGUCGCCGCACCACUGCUCCGCGCGCAGCCGCACCCGCGCCGUUGCGCCAUUGCUCCGUGCGUCGCGCCACCGCGCCGUGCUGCUGCUCCCGCGCCGCCGCCCCACUGCGUGCUCUGCGCUGCCGCGCCGUGCGGCUGCUCCCGCGCCGCGCCGCCGUGCCAGCGCGCAGCCGCUCCUACACCGCCGCUCUGCGCGCCGGAGCCAAGGCGGCCCUCGCGCGCGGCUACUCACCGCCACCGCGUGCGGCGGUCGGGGCCAGCACUGCUGCUCCUCACCGCCAAGGCCGGCACGCCCCCUCCCCUGCGUCCGUCAGGGCCGGCGCGGCUGCUCCGCGCCGCCGCGGCUGGCACGGCCCUAGGACUCGGCCAAGAGUGCGCGCUCCCACGCCGCCAGGGCUGA
This is a messenger RNA of Panicum virgatum (switchgrass), 543 nucleotides long. RefSeq names its product atherin-like. Lineage: Eukaryota; Viridiplantae; Streptophyta; Magnoliopsida; Poales; Poaceae. The transcript has a single exon. Bases 1 to 543 code for a protein of 180 amino acids. The record is from RefSeq and is a predicted model, not a curated record.